This is a messenger RNA of Drosophila mauritiana, 1619 nucleotides long. It is a transcript of the gene bam, whose product is annotated as protein bag-of-marbles. Bases 122 to 1447 code for a protein of 441 amino acids. The record is from RefSeq and is a predicted model, not a curated record. NCBI's taxonomy places the organism in Eukaryota, Metazoa, Arthropoda, Insecta, Diptera, Drosophilidae. The transcript is spliced from 3 exons.
CCUCUUUCUGAAUUCGCAGACAGCGUGGCGUCAGGCAUUUCAAACGGUAAAAAGAACCAGGCGAAAAAUAAAGUUUUAAAAGGCAAAAAUCGAGUGAUUUGUGUGAUUUAACUUGGGAAUAAUGCUUAAUGCACGUGACGUGGGUCCUAAGGACAACGAGGACCAGCAGUUGGACCACAAUUUCAAGCUGAUGGAGGAGCAUUUGGCCUCCAUGGUGAUAGGCAAUGAAAAUGAAGAUCCAAUUCAAGCCACUUGUCAGCACGAGGAUUCGAACGAAGAUGGUGCCACCUGCACAUCGGGUGUUUUAUUUGAAAUCCAGGAGAACUUCGGUAGACUCCGGCUAUGUGACGUGGCAGCACCACUCCUCGAAUUCCACGGUUUGGAUUGCUUGCAACAGCUUCAGAAGCGAUCGCGCCAGCUUGCAUUCGAAGGUUCUCCGGCCAAGAAGUCGCGAUCCGGAGACGCAGACUUUUUGUUGGUCACCGGGCCAAAGCAGAAGCAACUGCAGAAGGAAAAUGUGUGGAACCGACAGUGUAAAGACUCUGCGUCCGCGGAGCAGCCUACAACUAUUGAGAAACUGCGUAUGAUUGGUAUUCACGGCGAUUGCUUGGAGCACAACGCCACGCUUCGUUUGAUGAAUCUGUUCAGAUCCCUGCAUGAUCACCUGACCGCCGAUUUGGGCUUCUCGCGCCAAAACUCAAUGCCCUCGGACUAUCUGUUCGAUUUGCCGGUCAAGAGCAUGAUGCCAAAGAGCAUAAAUGUGCGCUACCAACUGCAGGUGCUGUGCACCAAAGUAGAGCGCUUCCUUGUCCAGCAGCGCCGCACCUUGGAGGCGAAUCGCCACUUCGAUUUCGAGAAGUAUGACGAGUGUGACAAGUUGCUUAAGGGUUCCGCAUCCUAUUUGGAGAACUUCAAACUGCUUCUAAAGCCCGAAAUGCGCAAUCGAAACGGAAACUCGGGGAGCAAUGCGGACAAGUUCCAUGCUCAGCGCAUGGAGAGAUUGCUGAUUGGUCUGCGCGAUUGGAUCAAGGCUGCGCAUCUCAGUGUGCACGUGUUUAACUGGGAAAUGGAUCUGGAGCACCGCUACUCGGGGGCCAUGACCGAAAGCCACAAGUCGUUGACCGAGCGGGCGAUCCUUUUGUCUGGUGCCGAGCUAAAGGCGGCCAAUGUGCGUGAUAUCAGUUUUGAGGAGCUGUUGAUCGCCAAGAGAUUUGACUUGGAAGGUCCGAUCUGUUGUGCCCAGGAGCAGCAUGAGUUCCUUACCGCUCUGAUCGCCAAUCCAGAGACCUAUUUCCCACCCAGUGUUGUCGCCAUUUGCGGGCCACAGACGCUUGGCGGAGUGAAUAUGCAGGAGCAGUCAGCGUCGGAGGCGGAGUUUGAGGAGAUCGAGGAAGUGCCAUCAUCGCCGCCUCGUCACACCAUACGUGUACCUCGCUUCAGAAGCUAAACUAAUGCUGUGGACACAGAGAAAAAAAAUGACAGCAAAUGGGCAAUUUAAAAAAGCUACUCUCAUGGUAAGCUAUAUUUUCUAUUAUGUAAGAUAAAUUUGUCCAUUAAUGCGGACUCCAUAUUUGUAUUCGUGAAUAUAAUCAAAAGCUUUUUAAAAAUAUUUGUCAAAU